Messenger RNA from Pongo pygmaeus (Bornean orangutan), 1055 nucleotides. It is a transcript of the gene CYTL1, whose product is annotated as cytokine like 1. The transcript is spliced from 4 exons. Gene Ontology annotation, biological process: positive regulation of transcription by RNA polymerase II. The coding region runs from base 46 to 420 and encodes 124 amino acids. The record is from RefSeq and is a predicted model, not a curated record. Lineage: Eukaryota; Metazoa; Chordata; Mammalia; Primates; Hominidae.
CUGCAUAAAGGGGCGGGCGGCGAGGCUGCACCAGCGCCUGGCACCAUGCGGACGCCUGGGCCUCUGCCUGUGCUGCUGCUGCUCCUGGCGGGAAUCCCCGCCGCGCGGCCCACUCCCCCGACUUGCUACUCCCGCAUGCGGGCCCUGAGCCAGGAGAUCACCCGCGACUUCCAGCUCCUGCAGGUCUCGGAGCCCUCGGAGCCGUGUGUGAGAUACCUGCCCAGGCUGUACCUGGACAUACACCCCCCUCCCCAUUGCCCACUCCCAGAAUUACUGUGUGCUGGACAAGCUGCGGGACUUUGUGGCCUCGCCCCCAUGUUGGAAAGUGGCCCAGGUGGAUUCCUUGAAGGACAAAGCACGGAAGCUGUACACCAUCAUGAACUCAUUCUGCAGGAGAGAUUUGGUAUUCCUGUUGGAUGACUGCAAUGCCUUGGAAUACCCAAUCCCAGUGACUACGGUCCUGCCAGAUCGUCAGCGCUAAGGGAACUCAGACCAGAGAAAGAACUCAAGAGAACUGAAGUUAUGUCGGCUACCCAGAGUUAAUGGGCCAGAGCCAUGACCCUCACAGGUCUUGUGUUAGUUGUGUCUGAAACUGUUAUGUAUCUCUCUACCUUCUGGAAAACAGGGCUGGUAUUCCUACCCAGGAACCUCCUUUGAGCAUAGAGUUAGCAACCAUGCUUCUCAUUCCCUUGACUCAUGUCUUGCCAGGAUGGUUAGAUACACAGCAUGUUGAUUUCGUCACUAAAAAGAAGAAAAGGACUAACAAGCUUCACUUUUAUGAACAACUAUCUUGAGAACAUGCACAAUAGUAUGUUUUUAUUACUGGUUUAAUGGAGUAAUGGUACUUUUAUUCUUUCUUGAUAGAAACCUGCUUACAUUUAACCAAGUUUCUAUUAUGCCUUUUUCUAACACAAACUUUCUUCACUUUCUUUCAUUUAAAAAGAAAUUAGUGCUCUUAAGAUAUAUUUGCAAGUAUUUUACGUAGUGCUGACAGGACCCACUCUUUCAUUGAAAGGUGAUGAAAAUCAAAUAAAGAAUCUCUUCACAAUGAGAAA